AUGGCUGACACUAUUGUGGGAGUGUGCUACAGGCCCCCUGAUCUGGAGGAGGUUGAUGAGGCCUUCCACAAGCGACUGGAAGCAGCGUCACGAUCCCAGGCGCUGGUGCUUACGGGGGAUUUCAAUUAUCCAGAUAUUUGCUGGAAAAGCAAUGUGGCCAGGCACGCGCGGUCCAGACGGUUCCUGCAAUGUGUUAAAAACAACUUCCUGGUGCAGGUGGUUGUCAACCUGAUCAACCUGGUGGUUGAGGAAUCGACAAGGAGAGGGGGUGUUCGAAGGUUGGAACAAGAAAUACAGAAAUUAGAAAGUGAGGAAUCUCAAAUAUCUGCCAAAGAACAAAUCAUUUUGGAGAAACUAAAGGAGACUGAGAAGUCCUUCGACAACUUGCAAAAGACUUUCUCACACCAGGAUGGUGAUGCAGUAAAUUACAUUUGCUCCCAGAUCCCUGAACUCCCAACCCUCUAUUCACGAUCACCAGAGCCAGUUCCUGGGCGGGACGGAGCAAGCAGAGUAGCUGCUUUGUGCACCAUGGAAAUUAAUGUGGAGAAAGACAAACAGACAGGAGAGACCAAGAUUGUCUCUGCUUCACCUGUUGGCCCAGAUGAGGCCCAUCAAAGAGGAUUCAAAGUCUAUGAUGAUGGUACCAAGGUAGUCUAUGAGGUUCACUCUGGUGGCACAGUGGUAGAAAACGGAGUACAUAAAUUAAGCUCAAAGGACGUAGAUGAACUUAUGCAAAAAGCUGGACAAUCAAAUGUAAAAGGAGGGUAUGAAAUAAUGACUGUGUCAGACAGAAGUGCAGUAGCUGAUGGAAACCUUAGCCAUAUGAAGGAGCAAAUGCUCUUCAAGGAGGCAAAGCUGGAAAUGGUACACAAACCAAACAAAGGGCAUGCUGUGAAUUCCCAGCCCCAAGACAAACCCCGUGGUGGCGAAGUUCCAGAAGCCAGUGCAGAUCAACCAGUGACAAUGAUAUUUAUGGGCUACCAGAGCAUUGACGAUGAAGAGGAGACGAAAAAAGUGCUGGGCUAUGAUGAAACCAUCAAAGCAGAGUUGGUUCUGAUCGAUGAAGACGAUGAGAAGUCUUUGAGAGAGAAGACAGUGACAGACAUCUCCACCAUGGAUGGGAACGCCGCUGAGCUGGUCUCUGGCAGGCCCCUGUCAGACACAACAGAGCCCUCCUCUCCUGAGGGGAAGGAAGAGAGCCUGCCCUUGGAAGCUGCCCCAGGUACACAAAAGAAAAAGCGCUGUCAAUGCUGUAUUGUCAUGUGA
This is a messenger RNA of Centrocercus urophasianus (Greater sage-grouse), 1266 nucleotides long. RefSeq names its product paralemmin-2-like. The record is from RefSeq and is a predicted model, not a curated record. Lineage: Eukaryota; Metazoa; Chordata; Aves; Galliformes; Phasianidae. Gene Ontology annotation, biological process: regulation of cell shape. Gene Ontology annotation, cellular component: membrane. Bases 1 to 1266 code for a protein of 421 amino acids. The transcript is spliced from 6 exons.